This is a messenger RNA of Adineta ricciae, 1815 nucleotides long. The record is from the annotation of a GenBank genome assembly. Lineage: Eukaryota; Metazoa; Rotifera; Eurotatoria; Adinetida; Adinetidae.
AUGAUGUCUGAUCCACCUGUGGAUUGUAAACCAGAGGAAAUCCUCUCCUACAUCAUCAAUCGACGUAUCUCCAUAUCACGUGCAAGCAAACAUCUUGGUGGAAUGAAAUUAGAUUACUUCAAAUAUUGUUUGUCAUACAAAAUGGAUUCCUCGUGCAUAACUGGUGCUCAUCUCGUGCAGCUGAAUACGUUUAUGCAAUCGAAAUCGACUAUCGAUUGGCUACGUCAUUUGAAAUCGUUAUAUUUUUGGCCGUGCACUAAACAACUGUUUCUUCGAGAGAUUUACCAGCUAACUGGUAUAUUUACACGUAAGCGUUCGAUGAAUAUCUGUGGAAGCAACAAUAUGGGUUCAAUCCGAAGUUGUGAUCAGCAAUCGCCGGGAAUAUUCUGGCGAGCUUUCGAAGAUAUCCACCGAAUUCAAUUGGACAACGAAUCGAUUAUUGAUGAUAAACAAUGGCAUGAAGAUUUCGAGCAAUACCUAUUCAAUAAAGAUAUCGAUUGCGAAAAAGCUCAAUUAUGGACAAUUGAUACAUUUGAAUUUUCUCUAACCAAAAAAUCGACUAUAUUACAAUUACCAGAGUGGAAUGAAUUACGUCCAAUGAAUCUAACACCUAAAGUAUCUGUUAUUUAUGCUUUUUCCAAUGACGGACAAUCAACUGAUCCAUUCUUCAUCUUUCCAAAUUCACUUCGUGACGAAACUCUCACUGAUGAACGAAAUGCUUACAACGAACUAGGUCAUUUAACACCUCAAAUCUUUCAAAUCUGGAUUGAAAAGUGUUUCCUUAGUCAAUCGCCGAAUACAACGAAAGUUCUCAUAUUUUGUUCACGAUUACCCAUACUUUCGUCAAAAACCUUAGCAUUUCUCGAACAGAAUCAUACCUUUCCAUUCGGAUAUCCAUUUACACGUACAUUACCAUUUCGUUAUCUGUUUGAACGUCGUGUACGUAACAAUCGUUCGACUAAUUUAAUCAGUGAACUAUGGAAAAAGAAAUUAUUAGAUGAACAACGUACACAUGUAUUAAAAGGUUCAAAUUGUACAGUUAAGAAUAUCAAAGAUAUUUUCGAACAGAUUUGGCCUGUAUUAAUCAAUGAAAAGCGUGAUGAUGACGAUGAAAAUAAAACAUUCCAAGAGAAAUGUUUACAAGCAUUCCAACAGGCAAACAUUCAAUUGGUUAUCAAUCGCAAAGAUCAAUUGAUGACGAAGAGACUCGAAGUGAAUAAGAAGAAAAUUUACGAAUGGAACAUGAAAUCGGACGAAUAUGUUCAACAAUUGAAUGAUUUACUGAAUGAAAUUAAUCGGAUGAAAGAACAUGUCAAUUCAACCCAAAUUCUCAAAAUUAAAAAUAAUGAUGCAUCGAUGGUGGAUGAAAUGACUGAAACCAACGAAUUAACGUCCACUGAACAAAUGCAAGUUGCGGAUGAUGCUGAAACUUCAAAUACGGAUGCAACUGUACAGCUAGCAACUGAUAAACGACCAAGUGAUGAAAAUGACGAGCCGCAUGCAUCGAAACGCCUUCGCUCAUCGUGUUUACAUCCAAAUACUCUAUCACCCACAACGAUACAUUCUACUCAAUGGACUCCACCAUCCAAACAAUCCUUACUACUGAUGCAAUCUCAAUCCUUAUCAUUAUUUCAAUUUGCUCUCUCACUCGUACAAACAAUCGUAACUUCAUCCGAACAUUACCUUACAGAUGAACAUCAUCAAUGGCUCCUCGCGACAAUUAAACAAUAUGAUAGUAGCUGCAAUAAUGAUAGAUUGGAAUUUAUCAUUCAAAUAGCUUAUUUAGUCUUCUUGCGAAUUUUUAGUCUUUUUUAA